Cyclopterus lumpus (lumpfish) is the source of this 833-nucleotide messenger RNA. RefSeq names its product general transcription and DNA repair factor IIH helicase subunit XPD-like. Gene Ontology annotation, biological process: transcription by RNA polymerase II; nucleotide-excision repair; positive regulation of mitotic recombination. Gene Ontology annotation, cellular component: nucleus. The record is from RefSeq and is a predicted model, not a curated record. The transcript is spliced from 3 exons. The coding region runs from base 78 to 392 and encodes 104 amino acids. Gene Ontology annotation, molecular function: damaged DNA binding; DNA helicase activity; hydrolase activity, acting on acid anhydrides, in phosphorus-containing anhydrides. Lineage: Eukaryota; Metazoa; Chordata; Actinopteri; Perciformes; Cyclopteridae.
GCGUGUUUCAGGCUCGUCUGGAGUACCUUCGCGAUCAGUUUCAGAUCAGAGGGAACGACUUUCUAACGUUUGACGCCAUGCGUCACGCCGCCCAGUGUGUAGGUCGAGUCAUCCGGGGAAAGACGGACUACGGGAUCAUGAUCUUCGCCGACAAGCGCUAUGCCCGAGCAGACAAACGUGGGAAGCUCCCUCUCUGGAUUCAGGAGCACAUCAGCGACGGCAGUCUGAACCUCACCGUGGACGAGGCCGUCCAGCUCUCCAAGCACUUCCUGCGACAGAUGGCUCAGCCGUUCAGACCGGAGGACCAGCUGGGUUUGUCUCUGUUGACUCUCGAGCAGCUGGAGUCGGAGGAGAUGCUGAAGAAAAUCAGUCAGAUUGCUCACCAGACCUGAAGGCGACACAGACACACUGUGCAAUGUCAUCACCCGUUGAAACGUAUUCAAAACCCAGCUGGCCCAGCUCUGGUGGUUACAGUAAUGAUUCCUGACUGGAUAACUAUCGAUGUAUAUUCAUGACACACCGCCAAAGGUCUGAGCCACUUCCUGUAUUCCAGGUCUCACACACAGCCUACAGAGGUUUGAGCACCACAGCUCUUUAAGUGCAUUUCAUGUCAGAUGCUGCAGUUUUAUGGAGAUCACUCACAGGUGUACUGUGAGAGGAUAUAGUGAGAGCACUGUAACGAUUAAAGUAGUCUUGUCUGUAAUACAGAAGUAUUAAUAGUAAUAACUACUUUUUUUUUGCCGCUGCAACUGUACAGUCAACUUUUAUACUGAACUUGAAUAUUUGUGUCUGUUUUUCAACCAGGAAGUUGGAAUAUAAAUGUUUGUAUUCAA